CACUUCCGGCGGAUGGACAGUCCGUCCACAGCUGGCGGCCCCUGGGUGACGCGUAGGCCUGGGAGAGGCAAACAUGGACGACUAUAACCUGGAGGAGUUCCGCCGGCGCUGGCAGGAGGAGUUGGCGCAGUCACAGGCGCUGAGGCGACGGCGGCGGCCUGAGGCUGCGGAGCGGCGGCCUCGGAGGCCCGAGGCGGGAGCGCGAGGCGAGCCGGCCUCGGGGUACCUGGGGCUGGCGCAGGGUCUGCUGGAGGGCGCGGGCCGACCUCCGGCGCCCAGGCCUGGCCGGACCGACAGGAAGGAUGCAUCCAGCCGUUCGCGCUCACCCCCGGACCGCGACGCCGCGGAGCCCGAGCCACUGGUGGAUCAGCUCAUCCGUGACUUGAAUGAAAUGGAUGAUGUGCCCUUCUUUGAUGUCCAUCUGCCUUACGAACUGGCGAUCAAUAUAUUUCAGUAUCUGAACAGAAGAGAGCUGGGUCUGUGUGCUCAGGUGAGCAAGACGUGGAAGGUGAUUGCCGAAGACGAGGUGCUGUGGUACCGGCUGUGCCGACAGGAGGGCCACCUUCCCCACAGCAGAUUCUCCGAUUACACCUGCUGGAAGCUCAUCUUGCAAGAGUGCCUCGCCAAGGAACACACGUUAAGAGCCAACUGGAAGAAUCGCAAAGGUGCCGUGAGCGAGCUGGAGCAUGUUCCAGAUGCUGUUUUAUGUGACGUGCGUUCUCACGAUGGUGUUGUCAUCGCAGGAUACACGUCAGGGGAUGUGAGGGUGUGGGACACCCGCACCUGGGACUAUGUGGCCCCCUUCCUGGAGUCUGAGUCUGAGGAGGAGGAUCCUGGAAUGCAGCCAUAUGUCUCCUUUGUGAGGAUCAACAGCUCGCUGGCAGUGGCAGCUUACGAGGAUGGGAUUCUUAACAUUUGGGACCUGAGAACCGGGAGGUUCCCUAUCUUUCGUUUUGAGCAUGAUGCAAGAAUACAAGCCCUUGCGCUGAGCCAGGAAAAGGCCGUUAUUGCCACAGCUUCCGCUUUUGACGUUGUGAUGUUAUACCCCAACGAUGAGGGGCACUGGCAUGUAGCCUCGGAAUUUGAAGUUCAGAAACUGGUUGACUACCUUGAAAUAGUUCCGAAUACUGGGAGGUAUCCUGUGGCCAUAGCCACGGCCGGGGACCUGGUGUACCUGCUGAAGGCCCAUGACUCAGCCAGAACCCUUCAUUAUGUCUACGGCCAGCCUGCCACAUGUCUGGAUGUCUCAGCCAGCCAGGUCGCCUUUGGAGUGAAGAGUCUGGGAUGGGUGUAUGAAGGGAACAAGAUCCUGGUGUACAGCUUGGAAGCAGAGCGCUGCCUCUCGAAGCUCGGCAACGCACUUGGAGACUUCACCUGUGUCAACCUCCGGGACAGCCCUCCCAACCUCAUGGUCAGCGGCAACAUGGACAGGAGAGUGAGGAUCCAUGACCUCCGCAGCGAUAAGAUCGCCCUGUCGCUGUCUGCACAUCAGCUGGGGGUGUCCGCAGUCCAGAUGGACGACUGGAAGGUGGUCAGUGGAGGCGAGGAGGGGCUGGUGUCUGUGUGGGAUUACCGCAUGAACCGCAAGCUGUGGGAGGUGCACUCCAGGCACCCUGUGCGCUAUCUCUCCUUCAAUAGCCACAGCCUGAUCACCGCCAACGUGCCCUACGAGAAGGUGCUGAGAAACUCCGACCUCGACAACUUUGCCUGUCACAGGAGACAUCGUGGCCUGAUCCAUGCCUAUGAGUUUGCUGUGGACCAGCUGACCUUCCAGAGCCCCCUUCCUGUCUGCCGCUUACCACGUGACACCAUGGACGGAUCCAGUUAUGACCUAGCACUAUCUUUCCCCCAUGACAGCCUUUAGGGUGCCACCUCAUGUAGAAGUGGGAAGGGCAGUUUUACAAGUAUUAGAGCUGGAGGGAGGCUCUGCAGCACGUAGCGGGAGUUUGACAGUGCCCUGUUGCCCUGUGCAGAGCCGGACUCCACUGUUGCUUUCCUCCCUCCCUCCCUCCCUCCCUCCCAGGGCUUUGGUAGGACUGGCUAAUGACUCAGAGUUAACCUUUCCAGGGGUGGCUCCUCCCCGUCAGCCCGUGGCAGCAGUGACACCCUCCCUCGUUCCACAGGCCGGGCACAUGGGGCCUUCACUCCCACUGGUCUCCUGGGUGUGGUGCUGAGGGUGGAACCUAGAGUCUCAUACAUGGAGGCAAGCGCUCAGCCCCCAACGCUUCCCCAGCUUGCAGUGCUCUCCUGACCCCACCCAGCGCAGCCCCCUCAGGGGUUCUCACACAGUUCAUAAUUACAGAGCCACCCUUACCUGUGUGAGGAGUGUUCCGCUUCACUUGCUGUUCUGUCCUGUACAUGUGCAGGAGACAGCCAUCCCUCCCUGCAGAGGGAAAGGGCCAUUGCCCAGGGGUGGGGAGGGGGUCCCUUCCCUCAGCAGCCACAGCUCACCCACUCUGCCUUCAGAGUAUCACAGGCAAAUCCUCACACAGUGGCCAGGAGACCCAGUCACAGCUCUUCAAAAUCCCCACAGACUAGGCACCUAACACAUGUAGAGGCCACCAGGUCUCAGGAGGCAGAGUCCCUCCCCCAGCGAAUACCAGCUCAAAAGACAAGUGGGCCAGCCAGCUCCACAUUGGAUCUGCAGAGAGCUCCAUGGGGUGGAGCCCAAGCCUGGGACAAACGGUGCUGAAAAGGGGUGUACACCUCGCCCAGAGUCACGCCGAGAGCCGGCAGCCUGCUCUGUGUCCAGUGCUGGAAUGGAGUCUGGUGGGGCCAUGAUCUCAGAUCACAACAUUGAGCCUGAGAUGCCCAUGUCUGCUGCACAGGACACAGAGCCUGCUGAGGCUGAGGCCUCUCCUCUUGCAGAACCCUUCCCUUACAGAACACAAAGUGCCCAGGGCAGCACAUCUCCCUCUCGCUGGGCUGGCGCCCCCUGCUGGCCAGGUCUUGCUGUCUUCACUGACGAUUUCACAGUCCUGGAGCUGUCCACUGGAGAAACCACCAGAAACUUGUGCGGUCAGCUCCCUUCCAGGCUUCACAGCCAUGAGAGGCUACUGAAGAGCUUCAAGCGCAGACGCAGAGGUGACUAGUUUCAAGCAAACAUACUCUCCUGGUCCCCAGCCCUGCCCCGUUAGGAAAAGCACCCAGAGCCUCUGCUCUCAGCCUCCUGAAGACACCCCCUUCCUCCAGAUCUGCCCUCACUGGCAUCCGGGGUUGCUGCCGCCACACUGGGAACAGGGUAGGGAACAGGUGGUCUCUGUUAGCUCCUGUGCUGCCUCUGAAGCUGGAAGACACCAGGAUGCAUCCCUGAGAGCUAGAGGUGGCCACACCCUGCAGCUUGCCUCUGCCUUAAGGGGCCACAUCUGCUCUGUUAUUAAAGGUUCUGGACUUA
This is a messenger RNA of Apodemus sylvaticus (European woodmouse), 3394 nucleotides long. RefSeq names its product F-box and WD repeat domain containing 8 (gene Fbxw8). Gene Ontology annotation, molecular function: protein binding. Gene Ontology annotation, cellular component: Cul7-RING ubiquitin ligase complex; ciliary basal body; centriole. Gene Ontology annotation, biological process: cilium assembly; protein ubiquitination. The record is from RefSeq and is a predicted model, not a curated record. Lineage: Eukaryota; Metazoa; Chordata; Mammalia; Rodentia; Muridae. Bases 74 to 1864 code for a protein of 596 amino acids. The transcript has 11 exons.